Didymodactylos carnosus is the source of this 918-nucleotide messenger RNA. The record is from the annotation of a GenBank genome assembly. NCBI's taxonomy places the organism in Eukaryota, Metazoa, Rotifera, Eurotatoria, Philodinida, Philodinidae.
AUGGCUUCCUUAUCAUCAUUAUCAGAUGGUUCAAUGCCUGAAUGGUGUCGAAAGCUUCCUCGUCCACAAUAUGCUUCUUUAGAACAAAUUCAUGUUCGACAGCAAUGGUUUCAGGUGUAUAAAGUGUAUUCGGGAGUAUAUGCUAUUUAUGAACCGUAUCAUUGGGAAGAAGUUAUUUCCUACCUAAUUUAUGGUUCACACAAGAAUCUUCUGCUUGAUACGGGAAUGGGUAUUGGAAAUAUUAAGCAAGUAGUUGAUGAACUAACAGCAAAAGACAAUAUUCAAUUACCUCUGAGUGUGAUUAGCUCGCACACACAUCAUGAUCAUAUUGGUGAUAAUUGGCAAUUUGAAGACAUCUAUGGAAUUGACACAAACUUUACACGAACAAAUAUGCAAGGAAACGACACUGAUGCACAAGCAGAGUUGGAACCAGGUAUGAUAUGGAAAAAGUAUUUACCUUCAGACUUUGAUCCAAAAUCUUACCGAAUUCGUCCAUUUCAAAUCAAGAAUUAUCUACGAGAUGGCGAUAAAAUAGACAUGGGUAAUAAUCGUCGAUUAGAAAUAUUAACAACACCAGGACAUACACCCGAUUGUAUAUCAUUAUUUGAUGAACAGAAUGGUCUAUUGUUUGUUGGUGAUACGUUUUAUUUGGGCCCAAUUUUCCUUUAUCGACCAGAAACAAAUUUACAUGAAUAUGCGAAAUCAUUGGAAAAAUUAGCCCAAUUAUGUUCAAAAGUGAAAAUAAUAUUUCCAGCUCAUAAUAUACCCGUAGUUGAGCCAGAUUUGCUCAUCAAAGCGGCUCAGGGGAUCAAAAAUGUGAUGAGUGGAAAACUGAAGCCGAACGAAACUGACAAAGAGCAUGACGUCUAUUCGUUUGAAGAAUUUUCAUUUGUUCUUAACAAAGGCACUAUUUCGUAG